AUGUGGGACCCCCACACUUGGGACAUGGAACUCCCAGAUUCUGGGAGCUGGGAGCCCCGGAGCCGUGGAGACAUGGGGCUCCUGGACCCGGUGAUGUGGGACCCCCAGAGCCCCCACCCCUGGACCCUGGCCUGCCAGUGGGCCCCAGCUGCUGCUCCCCACGGACACUGCCCCCCAGUGCCGGCAGGGGGGCUCAGGACCCUGGGGACCCCCUGCUAUCCGACCUCCCCCGGGUCCCCCUGCCUCGGACUGUCGGAUUCUGCUGCUCUUCCUCCUCCUCCUUCCAGAGCCCCGAGCGCCCCGGGACCCCCCGCGGUCCUUGGGCUGGCGGGGGUGGGGGUGCACACAGGUGUGUGUGUGCGCAGGGCUGUGCACAGGUGUGUGUGUGCACAGGUUUGUGUGUGCACAGGGGUGUGCACAGGCGUGUGUGCACAUGUGUGUGUGUGCACAGGUGUGUGUGUGCACAGGAGUGUGCACAUGUGUGUGUGCACAGGUGUGUGUGCACAGGGGUGUGUGUGCACAGGAGUGUGCACAGGUGUGUGUGCACAGGUGUGUGUGCACAGGUGUGUGUGUGCACAGGUGUGUGUGCACAGGAGUGUGCACAUGUGUGUGUGCACAGGUGUGUGUGCACAGGGCUGUGCACAGUUUUGUGUGUGCACAGGUGUGUACACAGGUGUGUGUGUGCACAGGGCUGUGCACAGGAGUGUGCACAUGUGUGUGUACACAGGUGUGUGUGUGCACAGGUGUGUGCACAGGUGUGUGUGUGCACAGGUGUGUGUGUGCACAGGUGUGUGCACAGGAGUGUGCACAGGUGUGUGCACAGGUGUGUCCCCGUGUCCUGUCCCCAGGACGUCACGCGUGUGUCGGGGGGUCCCGCUGUGCCGGGACACGUGUGCUGCCCCCCCAUCCGUGUGUGUGUCCCUGCCGUGUCCCCCCACCGGGACAGCCCUGCCGGGCUCCCCCGCACACGUGUGUGAGCACCGGUGGUCUCUGGUGGGGCCGUGUGUUUCCCCCUGCGUGUCCCUGUCCGUGUCCCAGCUGGGGGGGUGGGGACACGUGUGUGCCCUCCCUGCCUGGCUGCGUGUCCCCUUGGAGCCCCCAGAACCCCCAGAGCCCCCCGGGCGCUCCCCCCGCACAGCCGGGUGUCACAUCGCGGUGUCACCCCACGCACAGGGAGGGGGACACGGGGCGGGAGGGGGCUGCCACCCCCAUAGCGUGUGCCGUGUUUGUCCUGUGUCACCCCUGCAUGUCACCCCUGCCGUAGGUGUCCCCAAUAAACCGUACGGAGACCCCCCGGGCUCUGUGUGUCACCGGGGGAGGGGACAGAACCACGGGGAGGAGGGGGGGACACAAUGACCUGGAAUGUCACUG
This is a messenger RNA of Myiozetetes cayanensis, 1371 nucleotides long. RefSeq names its product keratin-associated protein 16-1-like. The transcript is spliced from 3 exons. The record is from RefSeq and is a predicted model, not a curated record. Bases 1 to 1356 code for a protein of 451 amino acids. Lineage: Eukaryota; Metazoa; Chordata; Aves; Passeriformes; Tyrannidae.